CUAAAAUCGGGUGACAACUUGACAUGCGUCAAAUCGAAUUCUCAACACCAGAACUUUCACCUACAAUAUCACCAGAAUGACCGAGAACUCUGUCAACCCACAACUACAAGAACAAUCGCAUCUCCUUAAUUGUGCGAUUCACGCUGCGUCACGAGAACGUCUUCAGAUUACCAUCAAAAAGCUUUCUCUGGCAGUGCCUCAUGUCUGGGACCAUUUGAUUAAUGAAUAUCUGGUAACAGAAGACUCUGCGCGCCAGGAGGGUGAUGCUUCCAAGAGCGAUGCAAGUGAUCCAGAAAAUAAAAGCGACGAAAUUGGAGAUGGAAAAGAGGAGAAAGUCCAGGCCCAACCUAAACAAUUGGCAGGGUCGAAACGGUUGAGAAGUCGAUACGCUUUCUGCGAUCAAUGCGAGAAGGAAUUCGACAUUACGACGAAUACGAGCAAGUCGUGCAGAUAUCACCCAGAUAUGUCAUACCCCGAUGAUGAGUUUUUUCCUGAUUGGGAUGAGGAUGGCCCACAUGGCCCGAUUGAUUGUGAUGAUGUACGCGAGAGUCACCCUGAAGGCUUCAUUUAUGGGUGCUGUGACCAGGAUUCAUUACAGGCGGGAUGUGAGAUUGGAUGGCAUAACGAGUCGUAUUCAUCCAAGAGGCCAAAGGGGUGGUAAUAUUGCCAUAUUCAACUGACGAUAAUGUGAUUUGUGAUGUAUCUGAUCAACACAGAACAUGUCAAAUCUUUGACACGCGUCGAAAUAACUAUCCCC
Aspergillus caelatus is the source of this 757-nucleotide messenger RNA. RefSeq lists its product as uncharacterized. The transcript has 2 exons. The coding region runs from base 77 to 661 and encodes 194 amino acids. The record is from RefSeq and is a predicted model, not a curated record. NCBI's taxonomy places the organism in Eukaryota, Fungi, Ascomycota, Eurotiomycetes, Eurotiales, Aspergillaceae.